Messenger RNA from Microcebus murinus (gray mouse lemur), 1611 nucleotides. The record is from RefSeq and is a predicted model, not a curated record. Lineage: Eukaryota; Metazoa; Chordata; Mammalia; Primates; Cheirogaleidae.
CCAUCAGUGGAACUAUUGGACCUAUAAUGCAAUUCACACCUACCCCUGGAGCAACAGGAUCUAUCAAGCUCUCUCAGAAAACCAUUGUGCAAACCUCAGGACCUAUCAUACGAUAUACUGGACCCAGUGCUGAAACUUCAGAAACGACCAGUACAGAAUCGUCUUGUUCGUCCCUGACACCUAUAGUGCUUUCACAGAGAACCACAACAAUUGCUCCAAUGGCAGCCAGAAUGCCUCAAGUACACACUAUGGAAAGUUCUGGAAAAAUUGUUGUAUUUCCAGGUUACUCGGAUGAACAACUUGCAAAAAAAUCAGAGUCCAAAGCCCCGAUUCUAAAAAGUGGAGGUCCUGCAAGUCCUCAGAAUAGCCAAGAAGAAAACAAGGAAACAUCAAAGAAUGAAGUUAUAUUUAGAGAUUCUGAUAAAUCCUUGAAAUCAACACACCAAAAGGAGCCAAAAAAAAAAGCAAAAGUCACUGAUUUAGAGAAAGACAAGAAAGGAAUGGAGAUCAAGGUAGAAAGAGACACUGGAAUACUAAAAAGACAGGAAGCCCAAGUAAAGAACAGUGAGGCGGUUUUACCUAAAGGACAAAAAUCUCAAGUAAAGAAGAGUGAGGCAGGUGUACCAAAAAGACAGAAAGCCCAAGAAAAGAAGAGCGAGGCAGGUGUAUCAAAAGGACAGGAAGCCCAAGAAAAGGAGAGUGAGGCGAGUGUACCACAAGGACAGGAAGCCCAAGAAAAGGAGAGUGAGGCGAGUGUACCACAAGGACAGGAAGCCCAAGAAAAGGAGAGUGAGGCGGACGUACCAGAAAGACAGGCAUCCCCCAAAAAAGCGGGUGUACCAAAAAGACAGAAAGCCCAGGGAAAGAAGAGUGAGACGAGUGUACAAGGACAGGAAGCCCAAGAAAAAGAGAGUGAGGUGAGUGCACAACAAGGACAGGAAGCCCACGUAAAGGAGAGUGAAGUGGGUGUACCAGAAAGACAGGCAUCUCCAAAAAAAGCGGGUGCACCAAAGAGGCAGAAAGCCCAAGAAAAGGAGAGUGAGGCGAGUGUACCACAAGGAGAGGAAGCCCAAGAAAAGAAGAGUGAGGUGGAUGUACCAGAAAGACAGGCAUCCCCCAAAAAAGCGGAUGUACCAAAAAGACAGAAAGCCCAGGGAAAGAAGAGUGAGACAAGUGUACAACAAGGACAGGAAGCCCAAGAAAAAGAGAGUGAGGCAAAUAUACAACAAGGACAGGAAGCCCAAGAAAAAGAGAGUGAAGCAAAUGUACCACAAGGACAGGAAGCCCAAGAAAAGGAGACUGAGGCAAAUAUACAACAAGGACAGGAAGCUUAAGAAAAGGAGAGUGAAGCUAGUGAACAAAGUAAAACAGAAAGGGUAAAUAAAAGGAAGCCCCAUAAGCCAAAUGGUCAUUAUGAUUCCCAUCCUCCACCCAUUGCCUAAAUGGAUUAUAAUUAUAAAAUCCCUUUAAUUUUUAUAUCUGCAGAGUUUCUGCUCUUCAAAAGUUUCGCCAUUUUUAGACUUCUGAGCCACAAUACUCAGAUUCCAAAUAUUUGUUUUAUUUGGGGUAAAACACUAGGUAAAACACUUUAAUUAAAGAAAUGCAUAACAA